AAUCUAAAAAUAUGAAGAAGCUUUUCGCACAUGAGCAGCUGUGGAGGAGGAGGAAUCGAUGGGGCUUCCUCUUUGGUGACACACAAAAAAAGAAAAAGAAAAAGCAUAAAAAAGCAGAGCCAGAUACACAGAAGGCAAACCUGAAGAGCACCAGCAUGAGGAUUUCUGGCCAAUAAAGCCCUGGAUCUACCAUGUCUGGCCUAAUUCAAGCUUUCCCAGCGCAUUUCAGCAUGGACAGAGACGAUUGCAGGAGAAACAAGACCUUAGGAAAGAACCUCAUGUGCCGAUUAAAGUCAAUGUUCGCCGGUUCGUCCGCUCCGGAGAGGCUAAGUUUAGAAGACACCCAACAAUGGUCUCAGUCUCUGGAGCGACUCCUCGGGUCCAAAUAUGGCCUGGCAACUUUCCGCACCUUUCUGAAAUCAGAGUUUAGCGAUGAAAAUAUCGAAUUCUGGUUGACCUGCGAGGAUUAUAAGACGAUCACAUCAUCCCAUAAGAUGAGCUCUAAGGCCAGGAAGAUCUUUGAACAGUUUGUUGAAGCAGAGUCUCCGAAAGAGAUAAACAUCGAUUAUCAGACCCGCGAGGAAAUCAAGAGGAAAAUGAAGAGUCCAACUGCACAAUGUUUCGACGAGGCUCAAAAGAUUGUCUACGGACUGAUGGAGCGGGACUCUUACCCUAGAUUUCUAAGAUCUGAGAUGUACAAAAGCCUCCUGGAGACGAUUGCGGCAGACGAUGAAGCGGGAUGACUGUGUGGAUGUAUCAAAAACACUGUACAAAAACUGGAAAGGUCUGGUCUUCCGUCUCGUGGACAGGACCAGAACCACUAAAAAUUGAGCCCCUUGAGACCCUAAAACAACCAAUAAGGAGACAGUAUGGAGCAAUGGUUGGACAUAUGCCAUUGAUAUCAAAGGAAAUUGAGAAGUCUGACCAGUUCCUCAAAUGAAGGUGCUUCCUGUGUAGAUAAAAGCCAGCUCAUCCGGUGGUUUCUAAAGCUACAUAUUUGGGCAAAACACUUUGGGCAUAACACUAUUGUCUUUUUCCGGCACUUCCAGAAUUUCUUCAAGAUCUGCUUUGCCAUGUGGCAGUUUUUGUAGCUCACAUAGAGCAGGGGUGGCCAACCCUGUUCCUGGAGAGCCACCUUCCAACAGAUUUCAGUUAAUACCCAUAUCAAACACACCUGAACCAAUUAAUUAGGAACUGAACACCACAUGAUAAUUACACGCAGGUGUGUAUGAUAUGUUUUGCAACUGAAAUCUGCAGGAAGGUGGCUCUCCAGGAACAGGGUUGGCCACCCCUGUAGUAGAGCAUGGCAUUUAUAACGGCAAAAGUUGUGGGUUUGAUUGCUAGGGAAAGCAAGGAAUGAUCAAUUUUAUACCUUUACUUUAAAAAAUGCUGUGUUUUUCAAUCCAAUGCUGCAUCCUAAUUUGCAUACUUAUACUAUGUUCGUAAAGUAUGCACUGUAGCAUUUUUUGUGAUGAAAAAUUUAUACUUUUAAAUGUGUAACAAGAGAGCAUGCGAGUUUUGGUACAAACUACAUUCUCAUAAAUGGACCGUUGUGUUGCUUACACUGUAAAAAGUGGAGGAAUCCACAUAAUUCCUUCACGUCGUCCCAACGCAAAUCAAUUAAUGAUUUUUACAGUUUUAAGUUGAGUGAACAUAUAACAACUAAGCCGUCCCCAACAAAAACCUCAAGAACUGUGUUGUUUCGGCUUAUUUUAAUUGGAACUUGACCUUUUUAGCUUUAGUUUUCAGCUCUUAGUAGUUUGAAGAAGCACCAAACUUAACAUUUUUUGAGUGUAUUUACAGUUGAAGUUAGAAUUGUCAGGCUCCUUGAAUUAUUAGUCCCCUGUUUAUUUUUUCCCCAAUUUUUUCAAAACAUAAUAGUUUUUAAUAACUAUUAUUAAUAAUUAUCUUUGCCAUGAUGACAGUAAAUUAUAUUUUACUAGAUAUUUUUCAAGACAUUUCUAGACAGCUUAAAGUGACAUUUAAAGGCUUAACUGGGUAUAUAGGUUAACUAAGCAGGGGUACGUUUCCCAAACAACGACGUAACUUGCAGCUGAACUAUCAUAGUACGAUGCAUCGUUUGGAAAAAGAACUAUGUAGUGAUGAGUGUUUCCCAAAACCCGCAGUUUCUUUAUCCCGGAUCCAUAGCUUGAACCACGUUAGUUAUCUCGUAAAACGCCCA
Messenger RNA from Danio rerio (zebrafish), 2182 nucleotides. The record is from RefSeq and is a predicted model, not a curated record. Lineage: Eukaryota; Metazoa; Chordata; Actinopteri; Cypriniformes; Danionidae.